AUCCCUAGGCCGUGCCGGGCACCGGAGCCGUGCUGGGACCAUGUCGGCGCGGACGCUGCCGCUGCUGUUCCUGAACCUGGGCGGGGAGAUGCUCUAUAUCCUGGACCAGCGGCUGCGCGCCCAGAGCAUCCCUGGAGAGAAGGCGCGCAAAGUUAUGAACGACAUCAUCACCACCAUGUUCAACAAAAAAUUCAUGGAGGAGCUGUUCAAGCCCCAGGAUCUGUAUUCCAAGAAAGCCCUGCGCACCGUGUAUGACCGGCUGGCUCACGCCUCCAUCAUGAGACUGAACCAGGCCAGCAUGGACAAGCUCUACGACCUCAUGACUAUGGCCUUCAAAUACCAAGUGCUGCUGUGCCCUCGGCCCAGGGACAUUCUGCUGGUCACGUUCAACCACCUGGAUGCCAUCAAGGAUUUCAUCUCCGACUCCCCUGGCAUUCUAAACCAGGUGGAUGAGACCUUCCGGCGGCUGAUUGAGACCUACAACUGUCUCUCUGAUGGCGAAUUCCAGCUCAUCAGGCAAACACUUCUCAUUUUCUUCCAAGAUAUGCACAUCAGGGUCUCCAUCUUCCUGAAGGAUAAAGUGCAAAACUCAAAUGGUCGCUUCGUGCUGCCAAUCUCGGGGCCUGUCCCGUGGGGCACAGAGGUGCCAGGGCUCAUCAGGAUAUUCAAUCACAAAGGAGUGGAAGUUAGAAGGACUGAGUUCACCACUGCUGGGAAUUACGUUACUCCACAAAGGGAAGGAUCUUUUGAGCUUUAUGGAGACAGAGUCCUCAAACUUGGAACAAAUAUGUACAGCGUGACCCGGCCAGUGGAGACACACAUGUCAGGAUCAUCCAAAAACCUGGCAUCCCAGGCAAAGACCCCCUGUUGUUUCCUGCAGGAGAACAUAGCCCCCAACCCUCUUGCUAAAGAAGAGCUGAACUUUCUGGCCCGGUUGCUGGGAGGUUUGGACAUCCAGAAACCCACUGGUGGCGAGACAGGAUUUCGGCUGAACUUGUUCACAACCGAUGAGGAGGAAGAACACGCUGCACAGACCAGACCAGAGGAGUUGUCUUACAAGGUUAUCAACAUUGAAGCCACACAGGAGCCGGGGCGGCGGGCGGAGCUCUCCCGCAUCCUGGGCGAGCUGGAGGUGGCGGAGCCGCGCCCGGGCAGCGCCGAGAAGGGCGAGGACCUGCUGGCACUGAUGGACGGGCUCUGAGCGGGACACAGGGACAACAGGACAUGGGACAUGCGGACACCGGGAUAUGGGGAUAUUGGGACACACAGACAGUGGGGACAUGCGGACGCCGGGACAUUGGAACAAA
This is a messenger RNA of Pseudopodoces humilis (Tibetan ground-tit), 1307 nucleotides long. RefSeq names its product organic solute carrier partner 1 (gene OSCP1). NCBI's taxonomy places the organism in Eukaryota, Metazoa, Chordata, Aves, Passeriformes, Paridae. Gene Ontology annotation, biological process: transport. The record is from RefSeq and is a predicted model, not a curated record. Gene Ontology annotation, cellular component: plasma membrane; cytoplasm.